AUGAGCGCCGGUGAAGCGCAAACCGAAAGCGAACAAGACCUCACAUCCAAGAAAGCCCAUCCCGUCUGCGUCACUAACGACGACGACCUCAAAAGCAAAACCCCGCGAGUCUCGACCUUAUUCCAAGACUUCUCGAUCCGCAACGAGCCCAAACCUCCACACAACCCAAACCAAACCACACAGCCAGUCUUCAGGCCAUGGGCCCCAGACAUCGCCCUCCUCCUCACAGCCGGCUCCCUCCUCGCCGCCAUCCUCGCCACCACCCUCUCGCAGGACGGCAAGCCCCAGCGCGACUGGACGCUGCCCAUCACCCUCAACGCCCUCGCCAACGUCCUCUCGACGCUCUUCCGCGCGUGCGUCGCCGCCGUCGCCGCGGAGGUGAUCUGCCAGGCGCGAUGGACGUGGUUCUGGUCUGACGAGCGGCGGAUGAUUGAUCUGCAGCACUUCGACAGCGGGAGUCGGGACCUGCUUGGCGCGCUGAGGCUGGGCGGGAUCGUGAGGUGGAGGAGCCCGACAACGGCGAUGGCUGUCUCUGUGGUUGUGGCGUCGUUUGCAGUUGGACCGUGUGUGCAGCAGGCUAUCGGGACGGUUGAGAGGACUGUGAUUGAUCCUGGGGAGGUGGCGAGUAUUCCGACGGCGCGGAGUGUUGAUCUUGAUUCAUACUUCUUUGAGGCGAUUUACCGCGAUGAGGAGGAUGGCAAGAAGGCGACUGAGAGGAUUAUGAGGCCUGAGAUGAGGAUUGCGCUGCAGACGGCUAUACAGAGUCCCCGCGGUGUGGAUUCUUCUGUUGCGCCUAUCUGUCCGACUGGGAAUUGUACUUUCAUGGGGCUCGAGUCCGGUGCACCGGUGGUCGAGCUCGGUGAGAUUACACAUGCGUCUACUGGUCUUUGUUCCAUCUGUACGGACGUCACAGCCCUCGUCAGCGUCGCCGAGGACAACAGCUCGAUAGCGUUGCCGAACGGGAUGAACUUCUCCACGGGCCGAACGACAAUGAGUAUGGCGUUUGGCUCGGGAGAUUUAUCUUGGGCUAACAGCGUCAUGCCUGAGCGAGCUGUAUCUCUGGCGGAGCAAGCUCUAUCUAACAUCACCGUCCUCACAACACAGAGCCCUAUCGGCGAUAGGUACGGCGCCCCGUUCGUCCAUACUCGCAUGGCACUCUCCUGCUCUCUGUACCUCUGCCUGCGGAGUUACUCGGGGGUGGUCCAGAAAACCCAGCUCAGGGAGAAGCUCGUUUCUGAGGUUCCCAUGUACCACGACCCGAUGUACGACGGCGUCGAGCACCAAUGGGUCAAGAACGGCAGCUACCUCGCCCCCCGCACGCCCUGCGUAAUCAACGGACGAAACUACACGGCCGAAGCCGAGGCCGGCAGCCUCAACAUCACCACGUUCUGGGCGCCCGACGCCGCGGAGUGCAUAUACAGCGUCGCCCCAACCUUUGCCGACGGACUGUCGUCAUUUCUGAACCAGGCGUUUAACGAGACCUGCACCUUUAGCGCCUUCCAGGACGGGAACCUCUGGUGCAAGAACAACUUCUGGCUCUCUGAGCUAUGGUAUCGGGGCAACGCGACGGUUGACCUUGUUUCUGGGCAUUUCGCGGAUAUUGCCACUGCGGUGACGAACCAGUUCCGGCGCGGUCUGGGGAGGCAGGAAGGCUCGAUAUCUGAGGCUGAAGGCCAGGCACUUCAGUAUGUUGUGUUUGUGGUCAUUGACAAGGGGUGGCUCGCCUUUCCGGCUGUGCUGCUUGCGCUGGAGGCGGUGUUGCUGGGCGUGAUGAUUGCAAGGAGUUGGCGGUUGAGAGAUGAGGAAGCUGUUUGGAAAGGCAGUAUCUUGCCUUUGAUCUUCUAUAGGAGCCAGUUUGCAGGGUCUGGGGAACUUGUUCCUUCUGAGGGGCGGUUGAUGACGGUGAAGGAGAUGGAGAGUGAUGCGCGGAAUAUUUGUGUGAAGUUUCCUCGGACCCGGACAGGGGAUGAGAUGAGUCUGCACCAUGUCGCGCAAUAG
This is a messenger RNA of Colletotrichum siamense, 1998 nucleotides long. RefSeq lists its product as uncharacterized. NCBI's taxonomy places the organism in Eukaryota, Fungi, Ascomycota, Sordariomycetes, Glomerellales, Glomerellaceae. The coding region runs from base 1 to 1998 and encodes 665 amino acids. The transcript has a single exon. The record is from RefSeq and is a predicted model, not a curated record.